Sodiomyces alkalinus F11 is the source of this 2610-nucleotide messenger RNA. Its product is annotated as ABC1-domain-containing protein. The transcript has a single exon. NCBI's taxonomy places the organism in Eukaryota, Fungi, Ascomycota, Sordariomycetes, Glomerellales, Plectosphaerellaceae. Bases 182 to 2284 code for a protein of 700 amino acids. The record is from RefSeq and is a predicted model, not a curated record.
CAGGUACGGAUACACGGCACGUCGGUGUCAAGGAAAUUUAUCUUCUCCAUCAGCCUCGUUUUACUUCCCAGACGAGAGCGAAUCGACUCUCUCGUCUGUUCCUCUUCGCAGGCUCGCCAUGUUACCAAAUACCAUGGCUUCACGGUCCUUCCUAAGGAGACCGGCUACCUCAAGAAUAAGAAUGGGAGCAAGUUGUCUGGCCAUCUCGACCACCACAUCGUUUCGAUCCUCUAUCGCCCUUCAUCCAUCGACAUCCCGACACGUAUCGACAUUAUCGACAUAUUCUGCCAUCUCCUCCUUGACCUCUUCACGCCUCUCUCUUACCCGAACAGACCGAUUCCCCCGGGCCGCACGGUUACGUCUACCGUCACAACAACAAACAAGGAGUUUCCAGGGCCCGGGGGGUGCCUUUCAGCCGCUCCAGCCCCCCUCUCCCUCCUCCCUCGGUGCCCCCAAGGCCGCUCGCACCUACACACGCCCCCGCAAACUCCUCCGCCGUCUCCUCAUCCUUUCCUUUGCCCUUGGCACUCUCUACGCCGUCGACCGCUACGCCUACUCCUCCGGCAUCGGGCGCUCCCUUCGCACCUUCGGCAUCGGUCUGCUCGUGGCAGCCGACUAUAAGCUCAACUUCCGCCCGGACCCUUGGUUCGGAGACUCCAUCACCGACGUGCACCGUCGCAAUGCCGAGCGCAUCUUCCACCUCCUGCGCGUCAACGGUGGUCUAUACCUCAAGAUGGGCCAGGCCAUCGCCAUGCAGUCCGCCAUCAUGCCUCCCGAGUUCCAGCGCAUGUUCUCCCGCAUGUUCGACGACGCCCCGCAGGGCCCCUGGUCCGACGUCGAGGCCGUUAUACGCGAGGACUUUGGAGGCAGGUCGCCGGAGGAGGUCUUUGGCGUCAGCUUCUCGGGCGAACAACCGGGCAAAGGUCUCAUGGAGCGCCGUGCCCGUGCCAGCGCGAGCGUCGCCCAGGUGCACUGGGCCCGCCUACCCGACGGCCGCGAGGUGGCCAUCAAGAUCCAGAAGCGUGAAAUCGCCAAGCAGAUAUCAUGGGACCUGUGGGCCUUCAAGACGGUCACCUGGGUCUACAGCAAGUGGUUCGACUUGCCCCUCUACAGUCUCGUCCCCUUCAUUACGGAACGGCUUGAGCUGGAGACGGACUUUGAGAACGAGGCACGCAACUCGGAGACGAUGCGCCGUCUCGUCGAAGGCGAGAGAGGCCUGCGCGGCCGCGUUUACGUCCCGAACGUCUACCCGGAGUUGUCGUCCAAGCGCGUAUUGACCGCCGAGUGGAUCGAGGGCGUCCGACUAUGGGAUAAGGAAGGAAUCACGGGCCGGUGGCUGGGAGGCCGCGCCAACGGUUCCCCGGGCGCCCAGGGUGCGGCCCUGCACCCGGAAACCGACAUGGAGGCGGCGCGCCGCGAGCUGCGAGCGCGACCGUACGCCGAACGGCUCAAGCCGGAGCGGACCGAGUGGAAGGGCCGGCGCGGCCGAGGCGGGCUUGGCCUGUCGACCAAGGACGUCAUGACGACCAUGGUGGACCUCUUCUCGGCGCAGAUCUUCAAGUGGGGGGUGGUGCACUGCGACCCGCACCCGGGCAACUUGUUCGUGCGGCGCAAACCGGGCGGGCAGGCCGAGCUGGUGCUCAUCGACCACGGGCUGUACGUGUACAUGAAGCCCGACUUCCGACGACAAUACGGCCAGUUCUGGAAGGCGCUGAUGACGUUCGACAACGCGACCAUCACGCGGGUGGCGGCCGAGUGGGGCAUCCGGGCGGCCGACAUCUUCGCCAGCGCGACGCUGCUCCGGCCCUACGAGGGGGGCGACUCGAGCACGCGCAAGGGCAUCCUGAAGGGCCUGGAGGGGGCGACGCCGGCGGAGCGGCAGUACGCCAUGCAGCAGAAGAUGAAGCAGGGCAUCCGAGAGAUGCUGGGCGACGAGGAGAAGUGGCCCAAGGAGCUCAUCUUCAUCGGCAGGAACAUGCGCAUCGUGCAGGCCAACAACCAGCACUUAGGCUCUCCGGUCAACCGGGUCAAGAUGAUGGGCGAGUGGGCGAGUCGCAGCCUGUUCGAGGACCGGGCUUUGCCUCUGGGGAGCAGGCUCGGCAACGCAUGGCGGCAUGUCCUCUUCAAGCUCGUCAUGCUCGCCUCCGACGUGGCCUUCUACUUCUUCCGGCUCAGGCAGUGGCUUGGCAGGGGCGGAGGUAUGGAGGACGAGAUGGAGAAGAGGAUGAAGGUGAUGGCGCAGGACUACGGUAUAGAGUUGCAGCAAGAUGUCUUUGAGGGAUAGGCAAGGCAAAAAAAAGAAGAAAAAAUUUACCGAGUGGGAUAGAGAUAACAUAGAGGAAAGGACUCCGGGGCGCAUGUAGUUGCGACGGCCAGCUAUAUGUCUGAGAAUCCCCCCUCCUUACAUCUUGUAUUUUGCAAAAUAUUUUGUUCGAAGCCGUACUUGUACAAUAUAGGUAGGUAAUCGAAGCAGGCACAGGAUGAAACCUGCUGAGGUGGAAAGGCGCGUGGUGUUUCGGUUGGGCAAAAACAAGGACCGGCAUUGAAUCAUAGAAGCCUGUAGAGUAUGGAGCUAUAUCGAGUUUGUUCUACCAUGAAUCUUUCUCUCGC